Molecule: messenger RNA, 1241 nt
Organism: Jatropha curcas
Lineage: Eukaryota; Viridiplantae; Streptophyta; Magnoliopsida; Malpighiales; Euphorbiaceae
Source: RefSeq, a predicted model, not a curated record
UUACUUUAUUGUUAGGUGCUUUUUUCACCCGAAAAAUGUUCAAAUUCCAACAUCGAAUUGCAGAACACAAUCAAAUUUGCAAUCAUGGGCGCUUCAGAAUCUGCCCUCUCGAGCUCGCAGCCGUUAAGGCACUGGCCGAUGAGAUCACUACGGUUUCCGAACGAUCGCAGAGCCUCGAUCCCAUUCUGGAGAGGCUCAAAUCCCUCAAAAUUUCAAUGCCGAUUCUGACGUCACCACCGGAGGAGGAGAGCAGCUUGACUGACAUUUUGCUCAGAAAGCCGUUGUCUUCAUCAGCUCACUCUACUGUGAAUCCAAAUGUGCUACUGGAGCUCUUCUCAAUGUAUCGUGAAUGGCAAGAUGAGAAGGCCCAACAGAUUAGCAAGAAGCAGGAAGAGAUUGAAAAUAAGAUAGAAGUUGCAGAUGCUUUGGCAACCAAACUUCUUCAACGGUUCAAUUAUUCCGUAUCAGCAAUGAAGACUACAUCACAGCAUCUAUCAGAAGUUCAUCCACUGCAAGUAGAGCUUGGGGAGCUCAAAGGAAGGUUAACUGAGGUAAUUAGUAACUGUGAUGCAUUAUGCAAGAGAAUCGCUGCAGAGGGACCAGAAUCUCUUCGGAAAACUGUUAAGCCAUUUGCAGUUGCUACCACCGACUCAGAUGUCAGCUGUAACUCAUCUUCUCAGCUAGAUCUAGAAAGAACUCUGCCUUCACAUGAAAUCAAGUCAGACAGACUUUCUCACUCUUAACCCUUUUUCUUGUAUAGAGUAAUUUUAUAACCCUUUUAGUCUUCAUUGAAGAUUGAGGUUCGUAAAUAGCCAUUAUCUAGCAUGCAAAUCUGAUAGGAUGAGAUACACUAAAAGACUUUUCCUGUUGUCCCAUUUUUAAGCAUCAGGCCCUCACCGACACGACAUUACAUGAAUUUAGAUAUAAACUUUCUUGUGCAAGAGACAAAGGAAAACCUAAAAAAAUCCCCCACCAGCCCAUUGCUUUGGUCCUAUUAAGUUGACAGAUGAAGCAAGAUUAAUAAAAGCCAGCUAUUGUUUGCUACUUGAAAGUAUCAUCUGAGCUCACGUGCAAAGUUCCACUCUGUUGAUGUUGAAAUAGACAUAAGCUCUGUUCUUGAUGACUGAAAAAUUCUUCUCUAUUAUUGUUUUGUAUGCAUAAUUAACGAGAGAAAAGUAUAUUUGAAAAUUGUUUAUUCAAAGAAUUUAUUUAUUUCAGUAAAAACAUUUCUAUAGAACAAA